Marmota monax (woodchuck) is the source of this 1840-nucleotide messenger RNA. It is a transcript of the gene Nrsn2, whose product is annotated as neurensin 2. The transcript is spliced from 3 exons. The coding region runs from base 113 to 727 and encodes 204 amino acids. Lineage: Eukaryota; Metazoa; Chordata; Mammalia; Rodentia; Sciuridae. Gene Ontology annotation, biological process: nervous system development. The record is from RefSeq and is a predicted model, not a curated record. Gene Ontology annotation, cellular component: neuronal cell body; neuron projection; transport vesicle.
CCCCGCCCCCAGCCCCGGACUGCGGCGGCGCACGCGCGGACCAGACCCGCUUCGGCUCUGCUCAUCUCCAGCUCCUGUUGGCUCGGCGGAGACUGCUGGUGGAUAGGGAUCCAUGAUGCUGAGCUGCGGUCGUCCCUGCACCUGUGGCCAUGGCACCGGUGUGGAGGAAAGCAAGUGGUAUGGGGUGCGCUCCUACCUGCACCUCUUCUAUGAGGACUGUGCGGGUACUGCCCUCAGUGAUGACCCUGAAGGGCCACCUGUCCUGUGUCCCCGCCGACCCUGGCCCUCAUUAUGCUGGAAGAUCAGCCUGUCCUCAGGGACUCUGCUCCUGCUGCUGGGGGUGGCAGCCCUGACCACUGGCUACGCAGUGCCCCCCAAGCUGGAGAGCAUCAGCGAUGGUAAGUUCCCAUCGUUGGAUCAGCGGGCAGCAGACUACAACCAGGCCCUGGGCACCUGCCGCCUGGCCGGCACAGCACUGUGUGUGGCGGCCGGGGUCCUGCUGGCCAUCUGCCUCUUCUGGGCCAUGACGGGUUGGCUGAGCCAGGACACCAAGGCAGAGCCCUUGGACACCGAAGCUGACCACCACGUGGAAGUCUUCAGGGACGAGCCAGAGCCCCGGCUGUCCCCCAUCUUCCGUGAUGCCAGCGGUCAGUCGUGGUUCUCGACCCCCACCAGCCCCUUUGGGCAGUCUUCUGUGCAGACCAUCCAGCCCAAGCGGGACUCUUGAGCUGCCCACGUGGAAGCUCAGGGAGGAGCAGACCCUUCAUCCAGACCCAGUGCACCUCGCCUUCCCAGGCCCCCAACGUCCCCUUUCAGCAGGGCCGCUCUAUCCAAGCCCCAGAAGGCCCAGCUCGAGGUCACCUGGAGCCCAGAUCCCAAACUCCUUCCCCAGGAGACGGGUCCCAACUCAUCCAGAUGCCACCCCUUCUCAGACCUCCCAGACGACCCCCACCCCUCCUUCCCAAGACCCCUCAGGGGCCGAGAACCUUGCCCUCAGCCUGUCCCCGCUCUUUCCCCCGUGGCCGGGGCUAGCCGCUUGUGCUUUCAGACCAUCAACACUUGCCUCUGGACCUGGAGGGGCCUGGGCCAGAUUCUAGAGUUCUGUGACAGUCCCAUUCCCCCCAGGAUGUGAGCACUGCCCUCCCCAGACUAAGGCCAGGGGACGGGGAGGGGCGUCCUCCUGGCCAGGAUGCUUCAGAAGGCGUCCAGGUUGCUGGCUUGGACUUGCCUUCCAGAAUGAGGUGAAGACACACCUCGCACACCUUGUCUUCGCCCACAUUUUGGCAUCAGAGCCCCACAGUCCACCCCCACUUCACAGAAGAGGUGGCUGUGGGAGGCAGAGAGGUGAUCUGUCAAGCAGAACCAGCCUUUUCAGACUUCUCUCAGGCCAGCCGUGGGCCAGCUGUGGUUCUGCAGCUGGAGCAGUCUCACACCUUCCUGGUUCCCAGGGGAGUCCCAGGAUGGUGGACAGGUUUGGCCCAGAGCAACUAGCCAGCGGCCUGAUGGUUCUAGAUGGCUCCGAAAUUAUUUUGGACAUGGAUUUAAAUGCCCCUCAAAGUCCGCCCCCCAGACCCCAAUGCCCACUGGCUCUGGCCCUGACCUUGACCCUGAUAGCAAAUGCCCCUCCCUGGAGGCACAGCCCCUCCCUCCUACAGGAUCCUCAGCCAGAGGUGUCAUCUCCUUUCUCUGCCACUAGGGGGGGCGCCGAGACCGCUGGAGGACGUCCUCCGCCCCUAGUCUCCGGGUCCCGGAAGGCUUCCGGGGAGGGUCCCCAGGCCUCCGCCCGGUCCUGCACCCAUUCCAUCUCACCUUCCCCUUCAAUAAACAGCUGGGAUGGACA